This is a messenger RNA of Nycticebus coucang (slow loris), 2325 nucleotides long. RefSeq names its product calmodulin 3 (gene CALM3). The coding region runs from base 255 to 704 and encodes 149 amino acids. Lineage: Eukaryota; Metazoa; Chordata; Mammalia; Primates; Lorisidae. Gene Ontology annotation, molecular function: calcium ion binding. The record is from RefSeq and is a predicted model, not a curated record. The transcript has 6 exons.
UAAAGAUCCGCGGGCCCGUAGCUGCGGAGCGGAGCGCGGAGGGAUUCGUGGGAGCCGCAGUGCGGCGCGCGGACCGGGCGAAGCGGGGCGCGCGCGGCGGCAGUUGAGGGACGGUUGGGGCGGGCGGCGGCGGCGGCGCGCGCUGCGGGCGGUGAGUGUGGAGUCGCGGACGCGCGGCGGAGCUCGAGCUGCUGCAGCUGCUGCGGCCGCCGGAGAAACCUUGAUCCCCGUGCUCCGGAUACCCGGGCCUCGCCAUGGCUGACCAGCUGACUGAGGAGCAGAUCGCAGAGUUCAAGGAGGCCUUCUCCCUCUUCGACAAAGAUGGAGAUGGCACUAUCACCACCAAGGAGUUGGGGACAGUGAUGCGAUCCCUGGGACAGAACCCCACUGAGGCAGAGCUGCAGGACAUGAUCAAUGAGGUGGAUGCAGAUGGGAAUGGGACCAUUGACUUCCCGGAGUUCCUAACCAUGAUGGCCAGAAAGAUGAAGGACACAGACAGUGAGGAGGAGAUCAGAGAGGCGUUCCGUGUCUUUGACAAGGAUGGGAACGGCUACAUCAGCGCUGCAGAGCUGCGUCACGUAAUGACGAACCUAGGGGAAAAGCUGACCGAUGAGGAAGUGGAUGAGAUGAUCAGAGAGGCUGACAUCGAUGGAGAUGGCCAGGUCAAUUAUGAAGAGUUUGUACAGAUGAUGACUGCAAAGUGAAGGCCACCGGGCAGCUGGUGAUGCCCGUUCUCUUGAUCUCUCUUCUCGCGCGCGCACUCUCUCUUCAACACUCCCCUGCGUACCCCGGUUCUAGCAAACCAAUUGAUUGACUGAGAAUCUGAUAAAGCAACAAAAGAUUUGUCCCAAGCUGCAUGAUUGCUCUUUCUCCUUCCUCCUGAGUCUCCCUCCAUGCCCCCUCAUCUCUUCCUUUUGCCCUCCCCCCUUCCAUUCAUGUCUUUCAAGGCCGGAUGCAUUCAUAAGAUGAAUCCCUCCCGUUCCCUUAGGGGAGGAGCCUCUGCCCUCCUCCUCCAGCCCAGGUGGCUCUCCCCCAUUUUGGUUUGUUCCCUUUGGUUUGUCAUCUUAUUUUGGGUGCUGGGGUGGCUGCUAGCCCUGUCCUGGGACCUGCUGGGAAGGGAAAUGAGGCCCUCGCCCAGGCAGAAGAGCAUGCUCUUUGCCAUUGCAUGCGACCAGCCCUGUGAUCCUAUGUACAGAUCCCAGCAGCCUUUUGGGGCAGGGGUGCCAAGAGAGGCAUUCCAGAAGGAUUGAAGGGGCAUUGAGGAAUUGUGGCAUUGACCAGAUGUGGCCCAGGAGGGAGGCAAGGGGGCCCUGGAAGCUGGCAUUCUUUACUACUCAAGGGGGCUGACUCACAGACAGGGACUGACAGAGUGGGCAGCACUCAGACCCCACUGGCUGCUGUUCUGAAACCAUCGGAUUGGCUUUCCGAGGUGUGGCUGAGUGGAAGACUGCUCAUUUGGCCACUUUGCAAAUUGUACUUGCCCACGUUCCUAAAGCAAUCUCAAGCUGUUCUGUAAAUACCUGGUGCUAACAUCCCAUGCCUCUCCCUCAUGAUGCACCCACCCACCUGAGGGCCCGUCCUGGGAAUGGUUGUGAGGUUGGUCACUUUGUAAUGUGCUGGUUACCCUUUUUUUUUCCUGUAUGGCCCUUGAAACUUCGAUUUCAUCCAAAACCAUGCCGGGCUUGCAGAAGGGUGGGGAGAGAGAAGAUGGGCCCCACCACACUCUCAAAAGAACAUACCUGCAAUAAAACAAUCUUGUUGGCCAGCCGCCCAGAGGAUGGCAGCUGAGGCAGCCACUGCUUCCUGGUCAGUCGGCACCUCCCGCUUCUCUGUGGUGACUUGGCGCUGCUUCCUCACAUCUGUGCUCUGUGCCCUCCUUUCCCCUGCCUCUUCCUUUGCCCACCUGCCUGCCCCCACAUUCCCCAGCGGAGAGCAUGAUCCGUGCCCUUGCUUCUGACUUUUCGCCUCUGGGACAAGUAAGUCAAUAUGGGCAGUUCAGUCGUCUGGGUUGUUUUCCCUUUUCUGACCAUUUCAUCUGGCUCCUCCCAUUCCCCCCCACACUGCCCAGGUGGAUCAAGUGACUUUUCCUGGGACCUGCCCAGCUUUGAGAAUCUCUUCUCAUCCAACCCUCUGGCACCCAGCCUCUGAGGGAGGGAGGGACAGGGCAUAAUGGGAGACCCAGCCAAGAGCUGAGGGUAAGGGCAGGUAGGCGUGAGGAAUGUUUUGGUUUUGUUUUUUUUUUAAACCGGGCAAUAUUGUGUUCAGUUCAAGCUGUGAAGAAAAAUAUAUAUCAAUGUUUUCCAAUAAAAUACAGUGACUACCUGA